AUGGUCGUCUCCACAUUUCUACAACCACCAACGGCUUCAAUUUCAACGCACAUUCUCGAUAUUUCGCUAGGACGACCAGCUGAAGGUGUCACAAUCCUUGCCUACGUAGAAGAAGGAGGGCAAUGGAAACUGAUUGGGAAUCGAUCAACGACAGCUGACGGUCGGGUUCCAUGGGUGUCACCUAAUGUCGCACUGACGAGAGCCAAUUACAAGUUGCAGUUCAUGAUUGGCAACUACUAUCAAAAAUUAGGCAUUGAAACAUUUUAUCCAUAUAUUGAGGUGGUGUUCACCAUCACAAACGCUGCUCAGCACUAUCACGUACCGCUGACGCUUAGUCCAUAUGGUUAUUCGACGUAUCGAGGAUCAUGA
This is a messenger RNA of Angiostrongylus costaricensis, 369 nucleotides long. The record is from the annotation of a GenBank genome assembly. Lineage: Eukaryota; Metazoa; Nematoda; Chromadorea; Rhabditida; Metastrongylidae.